Molecule: messenger RNA, 525 nt
Organism: Miniopterus natalensis
Lineage: Eukaryota; Metazoa; Chordata; Mammalia; Chiroptera; Miniopteridae
Product: interferon omega-1-like
Biological process (GO): defense response
Cellular component (GO): extracellular region
Molecular function (GO): cytokine receptor binding
Source: RefSeq, a predicted model, not a curated record
AUGUAUUUGUGGCUGGUGGCUGGAGCGAUGCUCUGCUCGGUCCCCGCUUGCGCUCUGGACGCGGACCAACUUUGGAUCCGUGGCCUAGACAACUGGGGAAUCGUCAGUGUUUUGAGACAGAUGAAAAAUAUCGCUCCCCACCAAUGCCUGAAUGACAGAAGGGACUUCAAGUUUCCUUGGGAAAGGCGGAUUAUCACCGAAAUGUCGAAGACACAAUACAUCUGUUUGACCCAACUGAUGCUGCAGCAGACCUUCAACCUCUUCGUCUCAGAGCAGAGCCACGCUCCCUGGAACAGCACCCUCCUCUCCGACCUCUUCCUCAGCCUCCAUCACCACCUGGACCGCCUCUCCGAGACGCAGGAAGACCGGGUUUGUUCCGAUUUUCAGCUGCCUGUCCAGGAUUACUUCCGAAGAAUCCGUAAAUACCUGAAGGAAAAGAAAUACAGUGGCUGUGGGGAGAUCGUUAGGAUCGAGAUUAAAAUACGCAUUAUCAUCCUAGAAUAUUACUUCGAGAAAGUUCAAUAA